Acipenser ruthenus (sterlet) is the source of this 2031-nucleotide messenger RNA. It is a transcript of the gene dnaaf4, whose product is annotated as dynein axonemal assembly factor 4. Gene Ontology annotation, molecular function: nuclear estrogen receptor binding. Lineage: Eukaryota; Metazoa; Chordata; Actinopteri; Acipenseriformes; Acipenseridae. The transcript has 9 exons. The record is from RefSeq and is a predicted model, not a curated record. The coding region runs from base 100 to 1344 and encodes 414 amino acids. Gene Ontology annotation, biological process: outer dynein arm assembly; inner dynein arm assembly; cilium movement.
GAAGGAUUAAGUGUUGCCCUAGCAACAGAAAAAGCGUUGAUAACUACGGGACAGCAACGCAUACUCUUAAAAAAUACUGGUCUGAUUUAUCAAUAAAUCAUGCCUUUGAUUGUAAAAGAUUACUCGUGGACACAGACGGAAACUCUGGUGUACAUAAAUGUACCUUUAAAAGGAGUGAAAGCUGGAAAAGUAGAUAUAUUUUCCACAGACGAAUAUCUUAAGGUAAAUUUCCCACCAUUCUUAUUCGAAGUAAUACUGUAUGCGCCGAUAGAUGAUAAUAAAAGCGUUGCAAAGAUUGGAAAUGGAGUAGUUAUCUUCACAUUGUAUAAAAAGGAGGAGUCAAUAUGGGAAAGUCUUGCACUCAUGAACGUUGAUAAAGAGACGUUGCAGAAGAAAAGAGAAAAUGCUGUCCUUAAGGCUCAGGAAAAGGCUGUCACUGACACAGAAGCAAAAGCAAUCAAGAAAAGAGAAAAUGAAAAAUAUGCAUUGGAGACAAUGAUGAAGCUGGAAGAUGAGGAGAGAAAAAGGAUUGAAGAAAUGAAGGAGCAAGAGCGAAGGAGAGCUACAGAAGAGCUGGAGCAGUGGAAGGAGAAGCAGAGGAAGGAAGAGGAAGAGAAAAAAGCACAACAGAGGCGAGAAAUACAAAAGCUUGAACACGAGAAGAAAAAGAAAAAAGAUGAGAUGAAGACAUACUCAAAAUCUGUGUCAGAAUGUCCUAGAAAGAGAACCACGGCUAAGACAGGAAAGUCAGAAGAGAUAUCUUUGCCCCCUCCACGAUCUGCUGGCAGCAUCAAAAUACAGUUUACACCUCGUGUGUUUCCCACAGCUCUGCGAGAGUCCCGUGUUGCUGAGGAAGAAGCGUGGCUGAAAAAGCAGGCAGAUGCAAGGCGAGCAGUGAACGCUGAUGUGUCUGAGCUAAAGGAUCUUAAGGAAGAAGAGAGAAAUCCAGACUGGUUAAAGGAGAAGGGAAAAAAAUUGUUUGCCACACAGAAUUACCUAGCUGCUGUCAAUGCCUACAACCUAGCAAUUCAGUUGAAUCACAAACUCCCAAUCUUGUACCUCAACCGUGCUGCCUGUCACCUCAAAUUGAGAAAUCUACACAAAGCCAUUGAAGACUCUUCCAAGGCACUUGACUUAUUAACACCACCUGUUGCUGACAAUGCUGAUGCCAGAGCAAAAGCUCACAUUAGACGAGGCACUGCAUUUUGUGAAUUGGAAUUAUAUGUUGAAGGUCUUCAAGAUUACCAGGCAGCCCUGAAGAUUGAUCCCCUUAAUGAAACAGUAAAUGCAGAUGCAGAAAAGAUCAGAGAGAUCAUUCAAGGAACAGUGCCUGAUUCUUUAUAAUAAAUAAAUAUUGUUUUCAGACUGAAGGCUGCCCAUAACAGUGUUAAAAGAAAUUGUAAUAUUUUUUUUUUCAUUUUUAUGAUUGACAAAUCUGUUUGUCAAUAGUUAAUGACAUUUCUGUGCUAAAUAAAUAUUUUGAAGGUGUCAUUUUACUAGGAAUGGAAAUAUUUCAGAAACCAGUUAAUUGUUCCCAGUCCUGGGUAUGCCCCUAUCUCAUUUUUAUAUGAGCUAUUUCUGUAUAGGACACUGAAACUAUUUAAUCAGUUAUAUUAGAGCAGACUUUGUGCUAAGUUACCCAAGGAUUAAAUCAUUAUAGUGACUACCAAAUAACAAAAAUGAUUAUAACUGUUAUUUAAUGGUAACGCUGCAUAAAAUGACAAACCGUCAGUUUUCUUCAUCACAGCAGUUGUUUGUUUUAUUAUUUGGUAAGUUUUAAAAGUGUCAUAAUUAAAAAGUGAAAAGACUGAAAGACUUACUGUAUCAUUUUAAACCCAUAGGUGCCAUUUCUGAUUAUUAUUUGAAACUUAAAGGGUUUAAAUAAUUCAAGCUUCCUUACAUAAAUUAAAGGUUUAACAAUUGUGAUUCAUAAUAAACAACACUGUAUAAAUGUGUGAUAGAUGAAUGUUAUGUUCCCAUUAGGAAUCAUUCUUAAACACAUGUGAUGAACCAAUAAAGUCAAUAAACUUG